GGGGGGGUGGUCGGGGCGGGGAUGGACCGGGCGCGGCGGCCGGAGCGGCAGGAGCCGGCGCUGGAGCCCGAGCCGCGGCGCUGGCGGAGACGCCGGCUGUCCGUCGCCUCCCCACCGCUUUUCCUAAAAGGACAACUGUGCCCCCUGGAUGUGCUUGAGGACGAGCAGUGAAGGUAGGCAUGAAGCCUCCAUCUCACAGCUGCAUGCAUAGUCACUGUUGAAGCAAAUGCCUACCUAAUUUGACAGUCUCGGUGUGUUUAAAAUUUUUUGAGUUUGCAAAUAAGCUUAUUAAGCUUACUGAUGGAGCCUUCCGGCAGUGAACAGUUAUAUGAGGACCCUGAUCCUGGAGGCAAAUCCCAAGAUGCAGAAGCCAGGAGGCAGACAGAAUCAGAACAAAAGUUAUCUAAAAUGACCCACAAUGCUCUGGAGAACAUUAAUGUGAUUGGCCAAGGCUUGAAGCAUCUGUUCCAGCACCAGCGCAGGAGGUCAUCAGUGUCUCCACACGAUGUGCAGCAGAUUCAGACAGAUCCAGAGCCUGAAGUGGAUCUGGACAGCCAGAACACAUGUGCUGAGAUUGAUGGUGUCUCCACCCACCCCACAGCUCUGAAUCGUGUUCUGCAACAAAUCCGAGUGCCACCCAAGAUGAAGAGAGGAACAAGCUUGCAUAGUAGGCGGGGCAAGUCAGAAGCCCCAAAGGGAAGUCCCCAAAUCAACAGGAAAUCUGGCCAGGAGGUGGCUGCUGUUAUACAGUCAGGUCGGCCCAGGUCUUCAUCUACAACUGAUGCUCCUACCAGCUCUUCUGUGAUGGAAAUAGCUUGUGCUGCUGCUGCUGCUGCUGCUGCGUGUGUACCCGGAGAGGAGUCAGCUGCAGAACGGAUCGAGCGUUUGGAAGUAAGCAGCCUCGCCCAGACUUCCAGUGCCGUGGCCUCCAGCACCGAUGGCAGCAUCCACCCAGAGUCUGUGGAUGGAAUACCAGACCCUCAGCGCACAAAAGCUGCCAUCGCACACUUGCAGCAGAAGAUCCUAAAGCUCACAGAACAGAUCAAGAUUGCGCAGACAGCCCGAGACGACAACGUUGCUGAAUACUUGAAGCUUGCCAACAGUGCGGACAAGCAGCAGGCUGCUCGCAUCAAACAGGUGUUUGAGAAGAAAAACCAGAAAUCUGCACAAACCAUCCUCCAGCUGCAGAAGAAACUUGAGCAUUACCACCGCAAGCUCCGUGAGGUGGAACAGAAUGGGAUCCCCCGGCAGCCCAAGGAUGUCUUCAGGGACAUGCACCAGGGUCUGAAGGAUGUGGGUGCAAAGGUGACUGGCUUCAGUGAAGGUGUGGUGGACAGUGUCAAAGGUGGAUUUUCCAGCUUCUCUCAGGCUACCCAUUCAGCAGCAGGGGCUGUGGUCUCCAAGCCCAGAGAGAUUGCCUCACUGAUUCGGAACAAAUUUGGCAGUGCAGACAACAUCCCUAAUCUGAAGGACUCAUUAGAGGAAGGACAAGUGGAUGAUGCAGGAAAGGCUUUAGGAGUGAUUUCGAACUUUCAGUCAAGUCCAAAAUAUGGUAGUGAGGAAGAUUGUUCUAGUGCCACUUCAGGCUCAGUAGGAGCCAACAGUACCACCGGGGGCAUUGCUGUAGGAGCAUCAAGCUCCAAAACAAACACCCUAGACAUGCAGAGCUCAGGGUUUGAUGCACUACUGCAUGAGAUCCAGGAGAUCCGGGAAACCCAGGCCAGACUGGAGGAAUCCUUCGAAACCCUCAAGGAGCAUUAUCAGAGGGACUACUCCUUAAUAAUGCAGACCUUACAGGAAGAGCGGUAUAGAUGUGAACGACUAGAAGAGCAACUGAACGACCUGACAGAGCUCCACCAGAACGAGAUCCUGAACUUAAAGCAAGAGUUGGCCAGCAUGGAAGAGAAAAUUGCCUAUCAGUCCUAUGAACGGGCCCGGGACAUCCAGGAGGCCCUGGAGGCCUGUCAGACUCGCAUCUCCAAGAUGGAGCUGCAGCAGCAACAGCAGCAGGUGGUGCAGCUGGAAGGGCUGGAGAAUGCCACGGCUCGAAACCUUCUGGGCAAACUCAUCAACAUCCUCCUGGCCGUCAUGGCAGUCCUCCUGGUCUUUGUGUCCACAGUAGCCAACUGUGUGGUUCCUCUCAUGAAGACACGCAACAGGACGUUCAGCACUUUAUUCCUGGUGGCUUUCAUUGCCUUUCUCUGGAAGCACUGGGACGCCCUCUUCAGCUAUGUGGACCGGCUCUUCUCAACCCCCAGAUGAUGCUGGCGCAGAAAGCAGUGCUCCUCACCAUCUGGCGAGUGCAUGCCAAGAGAGCUAGACAGCAGCAUUACCCACUCUGAGGUUUUCUACAAGAGAGUUGAGUGAAUCUGUUUACAUUUAGAAUAAUGUUUUUUUCUUCAAGAGACGCAAUUGCAAUAGUAUUUUUUAGAUUUUAUCCAAGAAGUUUUUUGGGCAAAAUCUUGGAUCAUUUUUAUGUAGCAUGAUUUUCCUUGGGAUGCAAAUCUGAAACAGUCCCUUAACAUGAACCAACAAUCUGUAACACACUGAAGGGCAUUCUGAAUUGAGGCUUGGAGGGCUGCACUAAACCCCCUAAACAGAUGCAAAACCUGACCAGGCCCAACACCUGCCCUGCUUGGGCUCCUCUCCUCAUCUAGACUGACUCUACUGUGAAGUCCCACCACAUUCCAGGUUGGAAAUUUAGAUUCAGGGUGGAUUUUCCACCAUGGAAGAACACGGGCAUCUCCCAGGCUUUCUCACGCUAACCCUGAAGUAUGAUGACUUCUGAACCUGCGCCUUCCUUAACUCUGCCGGGAUUGGAAGCAAGAGCAUCAAGCCCACAGGAUGACUGUGCAGUCCUGUUCAGUAUUGUGAAGUAGCCCUUAAUCCUAACUUUAAGCAAAAUCCCUUGGCCGCACUUUGAAGGUUUGUUUUUUUUUUUAUAUAUGUGUAUAGUUACCAACUUAAAAAUAAAAAAUCCGAACAACAUACUUGAAGAAUGUAAUACUCAAACUCUCAGUGCUUCCUUAUAAUUUCUAAUAGGAUUUUUUAUUAUUGUUAUUAUUAUUGGGGUAUUUUUGUUUGAUUGGUUUUUGGUUUUUUUGUUUGUUUGCAGGGUGGGGGGUUGUUACUGGGUUGGGAGGGUCUUUUAUUUUUUCCUUUGAAAUAAAGCAGUGAUGUUUUCGAAUGAAGCCGUGUGGAUAUUUCAGCGUGCUGCCCUGUUGUCUUGAAACAGUUGAGUUGGAGUCUGCUGCCAGCGCUGCCCUCUGCCACCCUGUGGCUGCCCUGGCUCUCUGGUGUCUACUACACAUACAGCACCAUCUCCCCGGCUUGGCUUGGUUACAGUGGUGAGGGGUUUGCAGAGUGAGGGGGUGCAAUCUCAGCAGAAUAGUGUGGUAGGACGGGAUUUUGUCAUUCCCCCCCCCCCAAGUAAAUGUUCACUUAGUGACCUUGGGCUGGGAUUCUCUUUAGGAAAAAAAAAAAUGCUACUAUGUUAUGAGAGUCAUAAAUAACUCCCUGUGUUUGCUUAAUUUAUUGUUUAACACCCCUAAUUACCGAAACCAAAGUGAUGUGGAGUCUUGUCUGCAUUUUGGCCUCAGCAUCCUUAACUUCAAAGCUUUAUUGUGUCUGCCUGAGAGAAUCAAUUGAAGGUGAUUCUCCCAAAAAGCAGAAAAGGAAAUGUCAGGUUACAAGGACCCAAGUUCUGGGUGCAAACUGUUGUAAGCUUCCUAUUAACCCAGACUGACUCACUAACUGCUCAGUGGCUCUUUAGAGACACUUUAGGAAGAGGAGCUGAGCUUUGCCCCAUCCCUCAGCCAGUUCCCUGACCCAGGUGGAACCCGAAUCAACCUUCAGAGCAAAAUAGCCUGAUUAAUCUCAUAUUAUUGGAGGUCACAAAUGCCAUGUCCAGUGGCCUCUUCCUGUUUGCCCACAUGAUGCAAAGGAGUCGUGUACUGUGCCAUGGACAGAGAAGCCAAGUGUGCUUUUGCCUAUGUCCCCACACCAGGAUCUUCUUUCAGAACUAGGGUAGCAAAGCCCUGUCUGUUGGAAAGCAUGGUUUACAUAACAGUUCCAGCCUCCUUUUGCUUUGGCCAAUUGGCCUUCUCACUUUGAUAUUUUAACUCAGGUACCCAGUCUUCACUCCAUCCCCAGAUGGUUGUUAUUCACCUCAUAAUGAGCACCUAGAGCAGGGGCAAAAAAAAAAAAAAAAAAAAAAA
Peromyscus leucopus (white-footed mouse) is the source of this 4217-nucleotide messenger RNA. RefSeq names its product transmembrane and coiled-coil domain family 1 (gene Tmcc1). Gene Ontology annotation, cellular component: endomembrane system. The transcript has 6 exons. The record is from RefSeq and is a predicted model, not a curated record. Gene Ontology annotation, biological process: endosome fission; membrane fission; endosomal transport. The coding region runs from base 301 to 2262 and encodes 653 amino acids. NCBI's taxonomy places the organism in Eukaryota, Metazoa, Chordata, Mammalia, Rodentia, Cricetidae.